Messenger RNA from Etheostoma cragini (Arkansas darter), 3798 nucleotides. Its product is annotated as G-protein coupled receptor 22-like. Gene Ontology annotation, biological process: G protein-coupled receptor signaling pathway. The record is from RefSeq and is a predicted model, not a curated record. NCBI's taxonomy places the organism in Eukaryota, Metazoa, Chordata, Actinopteri, Perciformes, Percidae. Gene Ontology annotation, cellular component: membrane. Gene Ontology annotation, molecular function: G protein-coupled receptor activity; peptide binding. Bases 476 to 2002 code for a protein of 508 amino acids. The transcript is spliced from 2 exons.
UAAAGUAGUUCAUCAAAGACAAGACCAGAAUCACAGACAAAUUCGGUGUUUUAAGCCAAUUUAAUCUAAAUGACCUCGAUACUAGAUCCCUCCUCUUCCAGUCAGUCAGCUGAAGUCAUCCUGAGAGCAUCAGGAGCCUGAGCUCUUCCCGUCUGUCCCACUGAGCUGUGUUGCUGUCUGUGGUCCCUGGUGGAGCUGUUGCUGUUGCUGUUGCUGUUGCUGCUGAGCAUGUGCUCGGUUGCUCCACAGGGCAGAAGGAACGCUUCCCAUCAACGCACAGGUUGCAGGCAUGAAGGGUCGCUGAGCGCACGACUCCGACUCAAGAGUUCAUUUCUCAUCUGUAUGGAUUGUGUUCCUGUCUUCCCAGCACCACCAAGCUGUUAUACAUCCCUGCAUCAUGGAGGCUCAGCCUGGUACAUCAUGGGAGCUCAUCAACAGUGUGACAGAUACAAUAUAUGAGGGCUGAGAGGUCGUCAUGGAGACAGACAGCUACACACCAGGCCCAGCGUCCAGUGACUGGCUCGGGACGGUGGCCGGCCUGGGGGGAAUGGGAGUCCCUCAGGAUUCUGGAGUAGGGGGCUUGCCAAGCAGCCCGGCGUCCUGGUACACGCCAUACUCACUGGGCUUCCAGGUGUCGCUCACAUCCUUCCUCAUGCUUGAGCUAGUGUUGGGUUUCAGCAGCAACCUGACAGUGCUGGUGCUCUACUUCUCUCAAUCCAAUUUAGUGGACUCUGCGAGCAAUAUGGUGACUGUCAAUCUGCAUGUGUUGGAUGUGGCGGUGUGUGUGCUGUGUCUGCCCCUCACUCUGGUGAUUGUGCUGUUGCCUCCUGGACCAAACCUGGCCCUGCUCUGCUGCUUCCACGAGGCAUGUGUCACUUUUGCCAGCAUAUCCACAGCCAUCAACAUCCUGGUCAUCAGCUUGGACCGAUAUGACAUCUCAGUGCGGCCUGCCAACAGGCUGCUGACUACACGUAGAGCAACGCUGCUCCUGGCUGCCGUUUGGGUCACCUCGAUAGCUGUGUUUUUUAUCCCAUUCUUAGAGGUGCAGUGGUCCAGUGGAGAAGGAGCAGAGGAGAGAGGGAAGGUGACACGCUUGUCAUUGUCCUCACAUGGUAUCAGUUCCACCGUGGUGCCAGCGUGGCGUAACCAGACACUGCUGUGUGUUGGCGGGCAGGACUACCACACAGGCCUGGGUAUGCAUAUCCAUCUUAUCCUGCAGGUACCCAUCUUCUUUACCACAGUGGCAGUCAUGCUGUUUACCUACUCCAGAAUAUUGAGGGCUUUAAACAUCCGUAUUGGCUCCCACAUGAAGAAGGGAAAGCAGUUCAGGGGGCCCCACAAGAGACAAAAAAAGGUGGGGCUCAGAAUGAAUAAUAGUGGUGGGGAGGUAGGAGGGGAGCAGUGCACCACAGAUGGUACUAAACAGCUUAGCCACCCUCCCCUUAUCCCUUCCUCCUCCCCCACCCCCACAGCUACCUCCCCACCUGCGUUGUCUUCUUCUGCUCCACUAGUGACCUCUGACACAAACGCUGCAACCGCCAUGCCUACCACAAGCGUCCAGGCUUCUGUGUCGGCCAUCAUUGCCCUGAGGCGGGCAGUGCGGCGACACAGGGAUCGACGCGAGCGGCAGAGGCGGGUGUUUAAGAUGUCCCUCAUCAUUAUCACCACCUUUCUGGGCUGUUGGGCUCCCCUGUCCGUGACCAACAUGCUUAUCUUGGGCAUAGGCCCCAGUGAAGCCCUGGUCAGCCUACGCCUCUGGUUCUUAGCCCUGGCCUACGGUACAACUGUCUCCCACCCUCUGCUCUAUGCUUUCACCCGACAGAAGCUACGCCGUGCCCUCCGUGCUAAGGUUAAGAAAAGGGUGGUGUCCCUGCUCCAGGUAGACCCUUCACCAGGGGGCACUAUCAUACACAACUCCUGGGUGGAGAACAGAAAAACCAGCCGGCAGGUGCGGCUGGAAGCAAGUAAAGGUACAGACCACUGCUUGGCAGAGGUCCUCUGAGACUGACAGACAUGGGCCGGGGUAGUACAAUUAAAAAGCAGGAAAGAGUCACAGGUGUGUUCUAUUAUGAAACUCACUGGUGCAUGAAGCUAGUAUGUGAAAAACACAAUUUCACCUCUGGGAGAUGUUUCAAUGUAACCAGCAGCAGCAAGCCCAUACUAAUCACAGCUAAUGUUCAUCUCAGGCUUCAGUUAGAGCAGGAUGUUGUUGUCACUGUGGUACACACAGCCUCUGCUGCUGAAGAAAAUCAUACAACAGCAAACAAAAAAGUGUACAUAAUUUGCACUGUUUCAAGUUGUAAGGUCUGUUUACAAAUGGACUUGUAUGAUAGAGCGUUCUCAUAGUGGUGCUUACCUAACAGCUCCGAAGAAGGGAGCAGAGGAUAAACUGGUCUGCCACCCACUCAAAUGCCCCAAGGCAGCUUUAAAAUAAACAUUGACACUUUGAACAAAUAAAUGCUUAUCAAACUCUUUGAAUGUAUUUAAUAUUGUCUCUGUCUUAGUUCUGCUCAGAUGGUAUAUGGUGUAUUCUGAACUUAAAAGGGAUCAUGCUGGAUAUUUACACAGCAAUGAUAGAAUGAUGAGAUGUAAAUGUUUCCGGGUGUAGGAGGGGAACAAGUCAGAGAACAAUUAAAGGCUAGUGUGAAUUAUUAAAUGCAGUUUUGCUUUAGCAUAAGUAGUUACUAAACUCUCAAUGUUACAGUGUUUACAUAAAAUCUUGCAAUGCUCUUUCAUGUAAAUGCAACUCUUUUGCUCUUAAAUUUAUAUCAAAUCAAAAAUGUAAUAUUGGUGUUUUGCAUACUGCUUGGAGAAGGUAAGCACAUUGAUUAAGCUAACUAGUUAGCAUAGAUCUGUUCUACAACAGAUGUUACAUUAUCUUACCUGAAGCGUUUUAUCCAGUGUCUUUAUAUCAGUUGGGAAGCAAAAAAACAAGCAAGACCUGCUGCUUGUGUGAGUAACGUUACAGUCCGGUACAAAACACACUGUUAUCAUAGCUUUAGCGAGACGUCGUUCAUGCGACUUUGGGGUGAGUAGUCUUUCUAAUUAGGCUACAUAUUUCCAUUCUUAUACUUUACUUCAACAAAUUUGCAAGAAACUGAGACCGCAAAGUUAUUUUUAAAUCUUGCAAACAUCAUAUGUGUAGCUAUGUCAUGGUGUAUUCAAACAGGAUCAAAAAAGUAAUUCACUACAGCAUUUUGUUCUCUAAAAUUGGGUCCAAUGGUGGUUCCCCAGAAGGGGAGGGACCUCACCUCUCUAUAUCAAUAAUGCUUCAAUUUACAUUACUAAUAGAAAUCUGCGACCGUUGGACUUGUUGCUUACCUUUUUCAGUAAUUUAAGCAUUAUCUGAUGAUGCAGGUAGAGCUGAAGGUGGCACGGGUUACCAUGGUUACAUGUCUCCAACAGGAAAGAACUCUCAGAAAGUGACGUGGUAAUUACAGCUCAGUGCAUCAUAAAAGAUACACGGGUUACUGUUAAUUCACACAAAAGUAUGUUGAACGAUAGUAGGCCUAUACAUAUUAGGUACAUACUGAUGCUAUGCGGUUUUGGACACAGUCAUGUAUGGACACAUGGGAGUGCUAUCAAGCGUCUCAUCUUACUCCUUUAGCAAUGCCUCUUUGCCAAAACUGCUAACUACUGCUAAUAGUAAAAAAUAAAAUCUAUUUAAUGACUUAUGUGGAAAGUCAGCUGGCGGUGCUGAAGUAGCUAUGAUACUGUAAAAUAGACAAGGUGAAGGAGAAAAUAACAGGAACACCUUUUGAUAUAAGGCAGUCCAGUGCAUCACCAAAAGUGACAAUC